AUGGCCACUACCACAACCAAAACCCCAAAUGUGGAAGAAGAGAUGAGAGCGGCUUUCCUGUUACAUGAUAUAGAAGUCCAAAGCACGUUAGUGGACGUUUUAAGGUUUUCCAAGUGGAACGUUCUCGUCAGAACGCUGGCUUGUGUGAAGAGGUUCAUCGACAAUCUACGAGCAAAGCGAGAAGGAAAGGCAAUCGAAGUUGUGCCGGCAUCACAGAAGGUUAAAGCAUCGAUCUUGAAGAAGCUGUCGAUAAUCGAAAAACCGUUGGACCGCGAUGAAUAUCAAUUCGCGGAAAGUUGUCUGUUUAAAUUGGCUCAGGUAGAAGCGUAUCCCGACGAAGUCAGAACUUUGAUAAAAAGUCGUCAAGCAGAGGGGCCAGUCAGAUGCAAUAUGGAAAAGAACAGUCCACUCUACAAAGUGUCACCGAUCCUAGAUGAACUCGACGUCAUUCGCAUGGAAGGAAGGUUGGCAGCAGCGGAGUUUCUUCCGUUUGAGCUGCGUUACCCGAUAGUGCUUCCGAAAGGUCACCAGAUCACACGCAAAUUGUUGGACCAUUAUCACCAACAGUACGGACACGCAGGCCGAGAAACGCUAACAAACGAAAUUCGACAGAGGUUCUACGUGUCCCAUCUUCGAGCUGAGGUGAGAAAGGUUGUGGAUAAUUGUGUAUGGUGCAAAACAAGAAAUUGCAAACCAAAAGCACAAAGGAUGGCACCGUUACCAGUACAACGCGUGACCCCUAAUCUGCGUCCGUUUAGCUUCACUGGAGUCGAUUUUUUUGGGCCUUUGCUUGUUACUGUUGGUCGGCGUGUGGAGAAACGGUGGGUGGCAUUGUUCACCUGUCUUGUGACAAGAGCAAUUCACCUAGAAGUCGCCCAUAGUUUGUCGAGUCAGGCGUGCUUGAUGGCGAUAAGACGAUUUGCUUGUCGGCGAGGUAUGCCAACGGAGUUCUUCUCGGACAAUGGGACAAAUUUUGUAGCAGCGAGCAAGGAGGUGAUUCAAACUAUCGUUAUAAGAUGCAAAGAAGCAUUUACAGAUGCAAGAACAAGAUGGAACUUUAAUCCACCGGCAGCUCCCCAUAUGGGCGGGGCAUGGGAGCGACUCGUUCGAUCAGCGAAAGAAGCGUUGUCAGCGUUGGACGAUGGACGAAAGCUAACCGAUGAGGUGUUGUUGACGGUUUUGACUGAGGCGGAAGAUGCGAUACGAAGCACUGUCGCCAAAUCAUUUCCUUCGAGGUUAUCCGCCAGGUGGCGCGGAGUCGUACGUCGUUCCAGUAAACGAAGCAGAAGCAUUGCGGGAUAG
Molecule: messenger RNA, 1302 nt
Organism: Toxorhynchites rutilus septentrionalis
Lineage: Eukaryota; Metazoa; Arthropoda; Insecta; Diptera; Culicidae
Exons: 1
Coding region: 1-1302 (433 amino acids)
Biological process (GO): DNA integration
Molecular function (GO): nucleic acid binding
Source: RefSeq, a predicted model, not a curated record